Molecule: messenger RNA, 901 nt
Organism: Chelonia mydas (Green sea turtle)
Lineage: Eukaryota; Metazoa; Chordata; Testudines; Cheloniidae
Product: glutathione S-transferase 3-like
Exons: 5
Coding region: 1-702 (233 amino acids)
Biological process (GO): glutathione metabolic process; xenobiotic metabolic process
Molecular function (GO): glutathione transferase activity
Source: RefSeq, a predicted model, not a curated record
AUGGCUGGAAAACCCAAACUUUACUACUUUAAUGUGAGAGGCAAAAUGGAAUCGAUUCGCGGGUUGUUAGCAGCUGCUGGGGUUGAGUGUAAAAGAUUGGGGUGGGAGUGUGUGACUGUUUCCUUUUUCCUUUCCAAAGAUGGAUUUCUGCUCUUUCAACAAGUGCCCUUGGUGGAAACUGAUGGGAUGCAGAUGGUGCAGACCAGAGCAAUUCUCAGCUAUAUAGCAGCAAAAUACAAACUCUAUGGAAAGGACCUGAAGGAGAGAGCAAUGAUUGACAUGUAUGUGGAAGGAACAACUGACCUAAUGGGGUUAAUUCUAAUGUGCCAAUUCUUAUCAGCUGAGAAUAAGGAGAAGCAGCACGCUGUAAUAAUUGAAAAGGCCACAAACAGAUGCUUCCCAGCCUAUGAAAAGAUCUUAAAAGACCACAGACAGGAUUUUCUUGUUGGCAAUCAAUUCAGCUGGGCGGAUGUUCAUCUGCUUGAAGCCAUUUUAAUGGUAGAAGAGAAGAAGUCCAGUGUUAUCUCGGAGUUCCCUCAGUUACAGGCUUUAAAAGCAAGAAUAAGCAACAUCCCCACAGUUAAGAAAUUUCUGGAGCCUGGCAGCCAGAGGAAACCUGUCCCUGAUGAUAAAUAUGUGGAGACUGAAGAAAGUCCUCCAAAUGAACUUUUAAUAUGUAAACAAAUUAAUGUGGCUGGUUAAAAUAGCACUGAUGAGCUCAGUUCUAGCAAAUACUCACACUUAAACUGCUUAGAAUGUACAUGUGCUGGUAAGCUACAGAUAAAGGUAUAUCACACUUGAAGAGCUAACUGAAAAAUAUGUGAUGCUAGAGAGGUGGAUAACAAAUAGAAAACACGAUGUACAAAUAUUAAUUACUAUGCUACUUGUCUGCAUUUAGUAA